This is a messenger RNA of Echinococcus granulosus, 165 nucleotides long. RefSeq lists its product as hypothetical. NCBI's taxonomy places the organism in Eukaryota, Metazoa, Platyhelminthes, Cestoda, Cyclophyllidea, Taeniidae. The coding region runs from base 1 to 165 and encodes 54 amino acids. The transcript has 2 exons. The record is from RefSeq and is a predicted model, not a curated record.
AUGCCAUUAAGCCUCAAUCAGAAGAAGAUCAUACGUCCGGCGAAUUGUUGCACUGCUCAGAUGAGUCAAUUGGUCGCCGUUGAUGAUGUAAGAGCUCCUUGCUCGUGUCCUCAGUUGCUGCGCGAUCAACGAGCCCCAAAUCGCUCUAUGACCCAGGCUGACUAA